GAAACAGAAUUUGUUUAACUUCAAGAAUAAAUCAGUCUCAGUCGUCCUCGCGAGUGUUAAACUCACAACUUCCAUAAUCUCCGAAACUAUUAAUACAUCGACUCGUAUAGCUGCUUUUCCAUUUCCGUAAAUUACAAACACAAUAAUUCCGGGAGAGGAUAGCGUGAGAAGUUUCUUCCGUAUUUUUCCUAAACUUUUAAUAAAGAAAGCUCAUGAUACACCCGGGAAGGAAUAUAAUUAAGACUUUUUAAUGGAUACUGUGCAGGAGGAAAACAGUGAUCUCCAUUCCUUCUCCCGAAACGCCGAGGAAUCCUUGCUCGCCUCCCAGCUCUCCGUUCCAAGCAUCAUCAUCAACGAUGAGGAGAGUAGCUCCCGAAGGUGUUCCGAGCCAGACAAUAGCAGACUGUCAUCUAGAAGACCUUCUGCCAUCAUAGCAGCGCUAAGGAGGCCGUCCCAAGCUAUAGCUCUGUCGGCAGCGCAAGCAGUGAUGAAUCAGCGGAGGUACAUAAUGAGAUUGUUUACUGAUCACAAUGAAGAGUCCGAAUUGAAAAAAUCAGAAAAGGACGUCAGGAUACUUGAGAAACGACGCAAAAAUUUGCGUUUAGGAGAUGAUGCACUCACGAUAAUUUUAUCCGCUCUUUAUGCAAAGCUGCUGGUUGUGUUGGGAAUGGCUUUUCCCACUAUUCAAAUUAUAUCUUCAGAAGUUAAAUCGUUCAGCUCUAGAGGAUUCUAUCUCUAUUUGUAUAUUGGGAGUAUAGCAUUUGUAGCGUAUAUUUACGCAACACUAUUCAGAGAGAAAGCUGUGGUGGAAAUUAUCAAUAGUUAUAAUAUGGAAAAAACAGAUGUGAUCAGAACAAUUACCCCUUCAGCUUCAAGAAAAUUCGGCAGUUUCUAUUUACGACUGGGAGCAAUAGCUUUCGGCAUUGGAAGUAUGGUGUAUUCAGGAUUAGAAUUUGGUCGAUACUUCGAUCUGAAGGACAAUCCUGAAUGUGAAACUACCAUUCUUCAAGCUAUUACACCUGCAACAAGAAUGCUACUUACACUGGUUCAAGUCCAAUUCAUGUUUUUGAAUAGCAAGAAUGUGGAUUUCAAUAAACAAAAAAUAGUUGCUAGGUUUGGCCUCAUGCAUAUGGUAGCAACAAAUGUAUGUGAAUGGCUCAACGUUCUGGUAGAAGAAACUAAACAUGAGAUUAUGCAUCUAUCAGAUGAAACAUCAUCGAAUUCGACCCAACACUGCACGGGUCACGUGAUGACCUCUCUGGUCUCCAACUCGAGUCCGUUCUUGUUCCCCUGCACCAUCGAGUACAGCCUCAUUUGCGCCGUCAUCCUCUUCGAGAUGUGGAAAGACGUGAAAAUGCAGUCGGAGGAUAGAGAGGGAGACAGGAAAGUCAAUUUCAGGAACUUGGCGCCCAACAAUAAAGUUGCUACGAACUUCCAGUUCAAUCUUUUGGGUAAUCGAUUGGUCAAUUCCGAUCACCAUUACACGAUUGAUUGCUCCAAUUCGCAUAAAGGCUUGUUCGCAGGAAUUAUGGUCAUCGUUCUGACAAUAAUUUCCCUGAUAAUGUUUUUCGUUUUGACCAACAAUAACACGAAAUCGGAACAGAUUGCCAUAUUCGAAGUAAACAUUGUGGAGCUAAUCCUUUAUGUUGUAACAACUUCAGCUGUCCUGAUAGCAAUUCUGAAGCUGAGAAAUCUGAAAUACGACCGAAAAAUUGAUCAUGAAGGAAACAACACUGGUAUAGGCUUGGACUGCACGUUACUAGUGGUCGCUCAAACGGGCAUGUUCAUCUACUGCAUGUUCUCCAUAAUAGGCUGCUAUUUUUCCAAAGAGCCCAACAGCCAGAUAGAGCUAGCUACCGAGAUAGUCUCCUUCGUACAGACCUGCGUCCAAACCAUCUUCGUGUUGGAUGGUUGGUGGCGUAGGUGCAAAAACAUCAACCAGGGCCAGAUUCAGCCCGGCAGACAGAUGAUAACGUUCUUGAUCGUGGCUAAUAUGGCCAUGUGGACCAUUAAUUCGCUGGAGAAGAACCGGGCGGAGUUUAGGCCUGGCCAUCUGGAGUUUUAUGGAAGAUGGGGAUGGACGAUCAUCACCCAUGUUUCUAUGCCUUUGGCCAUAUUUUAUAGGUUCCAUUCAACUAUCUGUUUGUUCGAGAUUUGGAAAACUGCCUACAAGAUCAAAACUCCUUGUUCAAGUUAUUUUCCUUAGAACAAAUGACUGUUAAUAAGCUAGUUUAUACUAUAUCGUUAUUUUUUAUAGAAUAUAAUAAUACAUAUUUUGUCUAUG
This is a messenger RNA of Phaedon cochleariae (mustard beetle), 2284 nucleotides long. The record is from the annotation of a GenBank genome assembly. NCBI's taxonomy places the organism in Eukaryota, Metazoa, Arthropoda, Insecta, Coleoptera, Chrysomelidae.